Saprolegnia parasitica CBS 223.65 is the source of this 846-nucleotide messenger RNA. RefSeq lists its product as hypothetical. The transcript is spliced from 4 exons. The record is from RefSeq and is a predicted model, not a curated record. The coding region runs from base 31 to 846 and encodes 271 amino acids. Lineage: Eukaryota; Oomycota; Saprolegniomycetes; Saprolegniales; Saprolegniaceae.
GAAUCAAGUGGUUUCAGAAAAAAAAGUGCAAUGAGCCUCCAAGCGCGUCUGCACGCGACCGAGAACGUGGCAACGAAGGACGUGCACGUCGACGUGGUGGCUACCAACGCCAACAACCCACACGUGCUGGGCUCGGCCAAUCUGCUGGGCCACGCCGUGAGCUCCGCGAAACUACCCAGUGUGCACUCGGGCAUCACGCGCAUGCAGAGUCUCUUCCGCGACCGGCAGACGCAGCUCGUGUCCAAGCACAAGGUCGAGAACGAGGAAGCCCAGCGGCAGCGCCUUCAAGCCAUUUGGCAGCUCUUGGUCACUGGAUUUGAACUGACCAAGUACCCGAAAGCGGGCCGUGCGCGCAAGCGCAUCCUCUGGCUCACGCUCGAUGGCAAGCUGUGCGUUGGUCGAUCCAAAGCCGCCAAGCACGCUGGCAAGUUCAUGCUCCUUUGGGAUGUCGAGACGAUCGAGAAAGGCUGCAGCGCGCCGCAGUUUACGGAUUCGCUGAGCUGGCGCGACGCCCGAAGCAAGGAGCAAAUGUGUCUCUCAAUUGCGGCGCGCACCAAGAAUUCCGUGGAGCUGCGCUACUUUGCGCUCCAAGUCAACUCGAACAACGUGCGCAACAUCCUCGUUGAGAACCUCAGCGUGCUUUUGAGCCAGCUUCACGGCGACAGCGACGGCGACUACCCGCGGGUGGUGCGGAGCCGCCUCGGACGCCACUUUGCCGCGACAGGCGACGUCCUCGCGCUGGUUGACGUUCGCGCGCUCCUGGAUCGUGAAGGCUCGGAGCGCGCCGAGAGCCCGGUCAAGGAAGGCGACCACGACAGUGGCGAAUCCGACUCGGGAGACGAGUAG